Molecule: messenger RNA, 1322 nt
Organism: Pimephales promelas (fathead minnow)
Lineage: Eukaryota; Metazoa; Chordata; Actinopteri; Cypriniformes; Leuciscidae
Source: RefSeq, a predicted model, not a curated record
AAGUGUGGCAGGUUCAGGACAUGUAUAGGCUAUAUCUAGUCUGCUCAACUUGACGGCUGCAUCGACGACAGUCUCCGGUACCAAACAGACUUUAUAUGUAAAGAUAUAAGAUCAUGUAUGCGGUUGUUACCUUGCAAGACUCAGAUGAGGUGAUGGUGGUCGCAUCAAACUGGUUGAGCCCAGACAAUAAACAAUGUUACUGGCCCCCAUUCAAAUCAACGGAGAAGUUCAUGGAAGCUGUUCAGAACAGACUUAAACCUGAAACAGGAGGAAAAACAUGGGAGAAAUUAAAUAUUAGCUUUCACACUGAAUUUGUCAAAUUUGACAAUGCAAAAGAAGAGCAAAGAGAAAUGAAACAACAACAAGAACGGUCAAAAACCACCUUUGGAAUACUAAAAAGACAAAGACUUGAAAAUACUGUAGGAAUGUUAAAAAAUCAGUUACAAACAUUUCCUCCAGUACCACCUGCAUCCAGGACAGAUGACAAGGAUGAGCUCCUCCAAAUGCUGAGAGAAAUCAAAAGUAUGGUUCAGGAAAACUCUGCCAUGUUAAAGAAACUACUGAAAGACAACACAGAUUCGGAAGUCCCCAGCAGCAGUACCAGCGUGCCAAAUAAAGAGGUUAAAACAAACCUAAAUCUGCCUCUUAAAACCUUUGAAGAUGUGAACAAGAUUGAAAGGGAGCUCAACACUGCAGCAUCACGCAAAAAAAUGGUACAACAUCUGUCAAGUCUUGGAGGUUUUGGGACCAGGGAUGUGAUUAAGAAUAUUAUGCAGCGCGUCCUAACAGAUGACCUGGCAAAGGAGUUCAACUGGCAGGGGAGAGGAGAUAAAAAGCCCUUCUCUAAGCUUAUUUUAGCAGAUGUAAUCAGAGAUGCUGCCUUUAGACGAAGUGUAAUCAGGGUUGACUGUGAAAAUGAAAUAAAAAAAUAUCUGAGUUACACAGCUGACCGACUCAGAAAGAGACCAAGAGAACAAGCAGGUAUUGGGCCUGAGAUCCCAAACGUGAUUUCUCCUACACCAAUGGACGAUGAUGAUGACCUGGAAGAAAUUUGGAAACUCUUUGCGGACUGAGUUUUAAAUCAUCAAUCAUGGAUCACGUGGACCUAAUAACACAUGAAAAAUCCAUUUUGUCAAGGGAUAGGAAUGUUAUUUUGAGGGUCCAAUUCUCACCAUCAACCCUUAAAUGCAUAUAGACUUGGCAUAGGGGAAAACAUUCAUGGACAAGUAUAACUUAUGUAGAACCUAUGUAGAAUGUACAUGCACUUUUAAAAACGGGAUGAUCAAUAAGUUAUGACAACAUAUAUUUUUACAUUGCUUUAA